CAGAUAUAAAUUAAGACAACCCAGUUAUAGUUAUAACCACCAGCUCAUGACACAUUGCCCACACAACAUUAUUGACUUGGAAAGGUUUUGGUAGAGAUCUAAGUGAGUGAGGAUCCCAACACAAGAAUGUUUGGGGACGAAGAAGAAGAAGAAUAUUCUCCUUCUUCAGAAUCUUUUGGCCUCGUGAACACACCGAGAAAGAAAAGGAGCAGCAAGAACAACAAGAGGAGAUUUAGUGAUGAGCAGAUCAGGUCACUAGAGUCCAUGUUUGAAACAGAGACAAGACUCGAACCCAAAAAGAAGUUGCAAUUGGCAAGGGAACUUGGGUUGCAACCGCGUCAGGUUUCGAUUUGGUUUCAGAACAAGAGAGCCAGAUGGAAGUCCAAGGAGCUCGAGCGAGACUACAGCAUAUUAAGAGCUAAUUACAACACCCUCGCUUCCCGGUUUGAGGCUCUUAAGAAGGAGAAACAGGGGUUUGUUUUACAAUUGCAGAGACUGAAAGAUGUUGUUCAGAAGCCAGGAGAGAGGCAGUGUUGCGGGCAAAGUGAAGGGGCUCCGAGCAGCGAUGAAGGGAAAAUGGAGAAUGAUGAUUCCAACAAGUGUGAAUCAGAAGUGAAGCCGAGCUUGUCAAUGGAAAUAUCAGAUCAUGGAGUAGGAGUACUUUCAGAUGAUGAUAGCAGCAUAAAAGCAGAGUACUUUGGAUUAGAAGAUGAACCGAACCUUAUGAGUAUGGUAGAACCAGCUGGUGAUAGUAAUUCACUGACAUCACCAGAAGAUUGGGGUAAUCUUGAAUCUGAUAGUCUGUUUGACCAUUCUAGUAGCAGUUAUCAAUGGUGGGAUUUCUGGUCUUGAAUCUAAAUAAAUGAAAUGUUAGGAGAAAUUAAAGUUCUUGAUACAUUUUGAGUGCUAAGCGGGGACAACGUCAUUGAACACUUAGUUCUGGCGCGAUUUCACUUUAUUUUCGUUAUUUAACUAGCCUAUGUGGUUUAUAGGUAUUGCAUGUGGCCCAUCGAUUUAUCAUUGGGGUGAAAUCUGGUGGACUGUGCUUUC
Tripterygium wilfordii is the source of this 1050-nucleotide messenger RNA. RefSeq names its product homeobox-leucine zipper protein ATHB-7-like. Gene Ontology annotation, biological process: positive regulation of DNA-templated transcription. Gene Ontology annotation, cellular component: nucleus. The transcript has 2 exons. Bases 127 to 852 code for a protein of 241 amino acids. Gene Ontology annotation, molecular function: sequence-specific DNA binding; DNA-binding transcription factor activity, RNA polymerase II-specific. The record is from RefSeq and is a predicted model, not a curated record. NCBI's taxonomy places the organism in Eukaryota, Viridiplantae, Streptophyta, Magnoliopsida, Celastrales, Celastraceae.